AUGGCCACUGCACCAAAAGAGGCACAAAAUGCUAUUGGCUUGGAGGAAAUCCACACAGACAGAAAAGAACCACCAAAAGGACAAAAGACAUUUACAGUGGAAGAAGCUGUGGAAACCAUUGGGUUUGGGAGGUUUCAUAUCAUGCUUUUCCUCAUCAUGGGCAGCACUGGGGUGGCUGAAGCCAUGGAGAUCAUGCUGAUAGCUGUUGUGUCCCCUCUCAUCCGAUGCGAGUGGCAGCUCCAAGACUGGCAGGUGGCUUUAGUGACGACAAUGGUGUUUUUCGGCUACAUGGUGUUCAGCAUAGUGCUCGGGCUCCUGGCUGACCGGUACGGCCGCUGGAAGAUCCUGCUGCUCUCCUUCCUCUGGGCAGCCUAUUUCUCCCUGCUGACCUCGUUUGCCCCGUCCUACAUCUGGUUUGUGUUCCUGCGGGCCAUGGUAGGAGGUGGCGUGUCGGGCCACGCGCAAGGACUUAUCAUAAAAACUGAGUUUUUGCCCACCAAAUAUCGGGGAUACAUGUUGCCCUUAUCUCAGGUGUUUUGGUUGGCAGGAUCCUUGUUGAUCAUUGGCCUGGCAUCAGUGGUGAACCCAACCAUCGGCUGGCGGUGGUUGAUCAGAAUUGCCUCCAUCCCCGGCAUCCUUCUCAUCCUGGUGUUCAAGUUCAUCCCAGAGUCGGCACGGUACAACGUGUCCACGGGAAACACGGGGGCUGCGCUGGCCACGCUGCAGAGGAUUGCCAGGAUGAACAGAGCGGCCGUGCCAGAGGGGCAGUUGAGGGAGCCUGCCAAGGAAAGAAGGGGAAGAUUCAAGGACCUCAUCCACCCCAAAUACCUCAGAACCACUUUACAGAUAUGGAUCAUAUGGCUUGGCAUAGCUUUCGCUUAUUACGGCGUCAUCUUGGCCAGUGCUGAGCUGCUGGAGUGGGACAUUGUCUGUGGCUCUGCAGCCCCACCGCUGCAGGACUCCAGCGAUGACUCUGAGGAGAGCCACAGCCCCUGCCACUGCCACUUGUUUGGGCCUGCUGCCUACCAGACCAUGAUCAUCAGCACAGUCGGGGAGAUCGCACUGAAUCCUGUGAACAUUCUCAGCAUCAACCUCCUCGGAAGACGUCUAAGCCUGUGUAUCACCAUGGGAUGUACAGCUCUAUUCUUUCUUCUCCUUAAUAUCUGCACCUCAAGUGCAGGCAUGGUUGGCUUUCUCUUCAUGCUGCGUGCCUUGGUUUCAGCCAACUUCAACACCAUCUACAUUUACACGGCAGAGGUUUAUCCCACCACAAUGCGAGCGCUGGGGAUGGGGACAAGUGGGGCAUUGUGCCGUGUGGGAGCAAUGGUGGCUCCAUUUAUAUCACAAGUUCUUAUGAGCGCUUCUUUCUUGGGAGCCCUGUGUCUCUUCUCCUCUGUGUGCAUCAUCUGUGCCAUCUCUGCAGUGACACUGCCCAUCGAGACCAAGGGCAGGGCCCUGCAGGUGGGUACCACCACGCCAGGAGCUCCUAUGGCUCCAACUGCUGCUAGGGACUCGUAG
This is a messenger RNA of Onychostruthus taczanowskii (white-rumped snowfinch), 1518 nucleotides long. It is a transcript of the gene SVOPL, whose product is annotated as SVOP like. The record is from RefSeq and is a predicted model, not a curated record. Gene Ontology annotation, biological process: transmembrane transport. Bases 1 to 1518 code for a protein of 505 amino acids. The transcript is spliced from 14 exons. Lineage: Eukaryota; Metazoa; Chordata; Aves; Passeriformes; Passeridae. Gene Ontology annotation, molecular function: transmembrane transporter activity.